Molecule: messenger RNA, 3132 nt
Organism: Ipomoea nil (Japanese morning glory)
Lineage: Eukaryota; Viridiplantae; Streptophyta; Magnoliopsida; Solanales; Convolvulaceae
Exons: 5
Coding region: 1-3132 (1043 amino acids)
Molecular function (GO): catalytic activity
Source: RefSeq, a predicted model, not a curated record
AUGAGGCGUGUUAUAGAUGAGGGACCUUGGGCGUUUGAGAAUGCGACGCUACUAUGCCAAGUCCUGAACGAUGGUGAAGAUCCACUGCAGGUUAGUCUAAAUUCUGUGGACUUAUGGGUUCAGGUUUCGGAUAUCCCCCUGGGAUACCGCACGGUGAAGGUUUUGGAGAGAAUCGGGAACUAUGUUGGGGAGAGGCGGCGUGAGAUUGGCUAUGGGGGUGAGGGCGGGAGAUUGGCGGUGGGAGUCGGGGUUGGAGGGGAUGGGAAGUCUCGGGUGGAGGUUGGUAGGGCUGCGGUAUCUGGGAUGGAGUCGGGAAUUGAGGGUGUGGGUGGGAUGGGCGGUGAGGGAGUUGCUAGAGAGGGGGAGGGAGUUCGGGUGGAUCCGAAAAGACGAAGGACGGAUGUCGGGGAGGUGAGUGCUUUGAAUGGGAAUAUGGUUGUUGAUUCUGAUUCUUUGUUGAUGGCGGGACCUGUAGAACAGAAACCAAGUUCUGGUUUGAGUGGUGGUUUGGCUCUAUUGUGGAGAGCGAAUAAUACAGCAAGAUUGAUGAGUUAUUCCACAAACUAUGUGGAUGUUGAAGUGAGUAUACCGGGGUUUGAAAAAUGGAGAAUGACGGGUUUUUAUGGAUUUUCACAGAGGGGUCAACGGAGAGACUCUUGGGACCUUAUUCGUACUUUAGCUGGCAGAUCAGAUCUACCAUGGGUGAUGAUUGGAGACUUUAAUGACUUACUAUUUCAAUCUGAGAAGCGAGGUGGAAACCCUCAUCCUGAGAGUUUAUUGCAUGGGUUUGGUGAGACUAUAGAGGAGUGUGGUUUAGCGCAGAUGCCAAUGACGGGAUAUCCGUUUACUUGGGAAAAACGGAAGGGCACACCGAAUUGGAUAGAGGAAAGGUUAGACAAAGUUUUGGCUAACCAGAGUUGGCGUGAGAACGUGCCGGAUGCUAGUGUGCAGAAUAUAUUAACCCGACAGUCGGAUCAUUCUGCUCUUUUCCUUGGGAUUCUGAAUCUUCGGGAAAGGACGGGUGGUUUGAAAAGAGGGUUUCGUUUUGAGAUGGCAUGGCUGCAUGACGAAGGAUGUAGAGAUGUGGUGGAGAAGGCAUGGAAUGAAGGUGGAGGAAGGGGGUUGCAGGAGUGUAUCUCUCUUUGUGGAAAUCGUUUAACGCGCUGGGGAGGAGAGCGUUUUCAUAAGUUUGGUGAACGAAUGAGGAACUUACGGAAGGAGCAAUUACAUCUGAGGGGGUGUAAUGACCCAGUCUCAUUAGCUGAGUUCCAACGAUUAGAGGAGUGCCUGAGUUGUAUUGAAGCCCAGGAAGAUACAUACUGGAGGCAGAGAGCCAAACAGCAUUGGCUUAAGAACGCGGAUGCUAACACGAAAUAUUACCACAGGUAUGCAUCUCAUCGCAAGAAAAAGAAUACUAUUGUUAAAAUUAUGAAUGAUAGUGGGGAUUGGGUUGAGGGUGAAGCCAUGAGGAAUAUUAUCUUCAACUAUUAUAAGAAUAUCUUUACCUCUGGUUCUCCAAGUAAUAAUGGGGAAUUCUUUGGAAAUAUAGGCUCUCGUGUAACACAGGUACAGAAUGAGUUGCUCUUGCGGCCCUUUGAUGCUAGUGAGAAAUCCCCUGAGGUGGUCUCAGAUUAUAAACCGAUAGCGCUGAGUAAUGUGAUAUACAGGAUUAUGGCUAAGGUUAUAGCUGCCAGAAUGAAACCACUUAUGGGGGAUAUUAUAUCUGACACCCAAAGCGCUUUUAUAUCUGACAGAUUAAUAACAGAUAAUAUUUUGAUUGCUGCCGAGGUUGGCCAUUUUUUGAACAGAAAACAAUGUGGAAUCACAGGAUGGGGGGCUUUGAAACUGGAUAUGGCGAAAGCCUAUUAUCGGAUGGAAUGGCCCUUCUUACGUAAUAUGAUGCUAGCAUUGGGUUUUGAUGAAAGGUGGGUGGAGUUGAUAAUGCUAUGUGUAACCUCAGUCUCAUAUAGUAUACAGGUUGGUGGGACACGAAGUGAGCAGAUCAGUCCAACUCGAGGAUUGAGGCAGGGUGAUCCUCUAUCACCCUAUCUCUUUAUUAUUUGUGCUGAGGGACUUUCAUUGCUGUUACAACAGGCACAGUCGAGGGGAGAUCUACAUGGUUGCAUAGUAGCUAGGGGAGCCCCCCAUGAAUCCCACCUAUUUUUUGCAGAUGACAGUUUACUCUUUUUUAGAGCAACUGCACAGGAGGCUGGUGUGGUAAAACAGUGUUUAUCGGUGUAUGAGGAAAUGUCUGGGCAAGCAGUGAAUUAUUAUAAAUCAAGUAUUUGCUAUAGUAAGAACACGCGGGAUGAUGACAGAGAGGAGGUUGCCAGUAUCUUGGGAGUGGUGCAGGCUCCGAAUUUUGGGAAGUAUUUAGGACUUCCAUCAUUUGUGAGCAGGAAUAAGAGAGCAGUUUUCUCAUAUAUUGAUGACAAGAUUAGACAACGAAUUGGGUCAUGGAAUAAGAAGUUGCUUUCACAGGUAGGUAAGGAGGUCAAUUUGAAAAGUGUGGCACAAUCUAUGCCCACCUUUUCUAUGAGUGUCUUUUUAUUACCUAUGAAUAUUUGCACAGCUAUUGAGAGAACUAUGAAUCGUUACUGGUGGAGAUCUAAAGAUGACCAGGGUAUCCAUUGGAAGGCAUGGGAUAAAUUAUGUAUCCCUAAGAAAUAUGGGGGAUUGGGCUUUAAGGAAUUGCAUGCCUUUAAUUUAGCUAUGUUGGGGAAACAGGCCUGGCGUUUACUCACGAAACCUGAAUCGCUGGUAUCCAGAAUAUUUAAAGCCAGGUACUAUCCAAAAGGGUCAUUCUUUGAUGCUUGUAUAGGGAAUAACCCAAGUUUCUGCUGGCGUAGUAUUAUGGCUGCACAAGAACUAAUUUGUGGAGGAGUUAGGCGCAGGAUUGGGGAUGGAAAGGCAACUCUUAUAUGGGAUCAUCCAUGGCUUCAGGAUGAGAAUAAUGCGAAGAUAAUAACUGAAAAACCACCACACUUGGCGCAGGCAACUGUUAUGGGGUUAAUGGAUCAGGAAACGGAUUCAUGGGAUCAUGACAUUUUAACUGAUAUUUUUAUUCCGGAGGAUGUGACACGAAUAUUGAAAAUACCUGUGUCACCGGAUUAUGAGGAUAUGUGGUAUUGA